Molecule: messenger RNA, 1350 nt
Organism: Lactuca sativa (garden lettuce)
Lineage: Eukaryota; Viridiplantae; Streptophyta; Magnoliopsida; Asterales; Asteraceae
Source: RefSeq, a predicted model, not a curated record
AUGGCACAACUUGCUCAAUCGGUGAGCAAGAUGGAGAAUCAAGGAAAGCUACCUCCUCAAACUGAAAAGAACCCAAAGCAUAAUGCUUGUGUAAUUAGCUUGAGGAGUGGAAAGAAAUAUGACGGCUCAAAGAUGCCCAAAGAAGAAGAAGAAGAGGAGUUGGUGAUAGAAGAACCACUAAAGAAGGAUGAAAAGAAAGAAGAAAUGGUGGAGAAAAAGAAGCCGGAAGAGAAAGAAGCAAAGAUCACACCACUACCUUUUCCAUCAAGAUUGAGAAGCAACAAAAAAGAGAGAGAAGAUAGUGAAAUCAUGGCAAUGUUCCGGAAAGUUGAAGUCAACAUCCCUCUCUUAGAUGCAAUCAAACAGGUACCUAGAUAUGCUAAGUUCCUUAAGGAACUUUGCACAUCUAAAAAGAAGCUGCGAGGUAAUGAGAUAGUGAAAGUAAGUGAAAAUGUGUCUGCAACUUUGCAGAAAAGGAUGCCCCCAAAGUGCAAGGAUCCAGGUGUUUUUACCGUUCCUUGCAAAUUGGGAAACUUGUAUGUCCCCCGUGCUAUGUUAGAUUUAGGUGCUUCAAUUAAUGUUUUACCAUACUCUUUUUAUAAAUCUAUUGGCAUAGGCACUUUAACAAAAACAGGGGUGAUCAUCCAACUUGCAGAUCGUUCUAUAGUACACCCAAAAGGUGUAUUAGAGGAUGUUUUGGUGCAAGUUAAUGAACUUGUCUUUCAUGCAGAUUUUUAUGUGCUUGAUAUGGGAGAUGAUGACCAUCCAUCUUCGAGUUCCAUACUUUUAGGUAGACCAUUCUUGAAAACAGCAAGAACAAAAAUUGAUGUCUACGAUGGUACAUUGUCCAUGGAAUUCGAUGGGGAUGUCAUCAACUUCAAUAUCUAUGAAGCAAUGAGGUACCCAAGUGAUGUUCAUUGCAUAAAUUUUGUUGAUAUAAUCCAACCUUUGACUGAAAAGUGCUUUGAGUUGACUAACCAUGAUUUGUUGGAGUUAGUUUUGAGCAGGAAUUUUGAUAACAAUUCAGUCAAAGAGAUUGCAGAAAAUUUCAAGUUAGAUGAAGAGUUGCUGGAAAUUGUGGAAAGCAUGGAAGAAAAGAAGAAAAUGAGGUAUGAAAAUAGCAAUGUGAAAUUGCCCAUUUCUAACACAAAACUUCUUCCUUCCGUUGUGCAGGCACCUAAGCUAGAGUUGAAGACUCUUCCAGAUCAUUUGAAAUAUGCGUACCUUGGGGAAGAGAAGACUUUGCCUGUCAUUAUCUCUAACAAGCUGUCCAUUGUAGAAGAAGAUGAGUUGGUGACUUUGCUAAAAAAAAGUAUCAGAAAGCUAUUGGGUGGACAAUUGCGGACAUAA